GUAAAUAACUUCCGGUUUAAAGUCAAACAAUUUGGGUACAUUUUCAAAAAAAACAUUAUAGGCUGUUCAUUCGAGAAGGAAACAACAACAACAAAAAUGAUUAACAUAAGUAUGAAGAAAUUUGUACAGUUGGAUUUAAUUGGUAUUGGAAUAUCAGGGGUUUUACAACUUGUCGGAUAUUUAACACCGGGAUGGGUAUUAAUGGAAUAUACGUCGACCUAUCAAUCCCACAGUGUAUGGUAUCGUAUAGAGUGUACAAAGGAAACUCAUACCUCUUGUGUAGUAAAAUAUAUUUCUUAUAGUGCCCGUUAUGAUGGUCAUACCUUAAUGAUAGGAAAGUUCUCGAAAUUAAAGUUUAUACAAACGUCCCGAUGGCCUAGUGACGUUGGAAAGGACUUUGACACAACAAAGUAUUUGAAAACUGUUACCACUUUAGCACUUGUUUCGUGUCUGGCAGUUUUUGUUUUACUUAUCAAAAUGAAGCCAUGUCCUGAAGCUGCUAUGCUGAAAAGACUUCCAAUAUGUGCAUAUUUGUCCUUGUUGUCAGGAAUUUUGUGGGUUGUACCUGCUGGUCAAAUCUAGACUAUACACUGAAUUAUAAAUCAGACUACAUCACAUAUCAUGUGUCGUAUUCUGCCAUUAUUGCUGGAAUUGGUGGAUUAUUGGCAUUGCUGCUGUCACUGUUUACGUUGUAUUUCGUGUAUUUUAAACAACCAGAAACAAACGACCAACACCCCAUGGCAGACCAACAGGAAUUCUCAUUAUUGUAACUACUAUGUCAAAGUGCUUAGAGGCAACGAAGAUAAUUGGCUGUCAAAUUGAAUACAAGUUUAACAAAAGUAAUAGAAAGUAUUAUAAAUAAUAUCUGUGGGUCAAUUUGCUAUAAAACAUUUUAACAAUUUACAAUGACUCUAAAUUAUCUUUUUUUAUAUUACUGUGACAUAUCCUGCAUUGUACAUAUUGUACGAUUAUUUUAAAUUAUUCUAAAUAUCCUUUCUUUCAAAUUCAUUAUCACCACUUUGAAACAUAAUUUAGGGAAAACGUUUAAAAAUCUGGAUAAACUGUGAUCCCUCGGAGGCAUUGAACAAAACAAAAUAUCAUGAAAAUUACAGACUUGGUUUAAUUGAGUCUUUACAUGAGGGAUAAUGACAAAGUGCAACAUCCAUCAUGCUCCUUUGCACCAGCUUGAUCGGUACGCAAUUUUCAACACUUAAAAGUGUUAAAAUUCAUGAUCCCGAAGGACCAGAAAAAUAUAACAACGCUGAAGUGAAGAACGGGGCAACUAUUUACAGCUGAAACACAGCACUUGACACCCGCCUUUCAUCUUUUCUGUUACAAUGAAACAUAGAGCUUAGAUAUUUUAUGUGCAGACUUGUAAAGUGGUGCGAUUAAUUCAUGACAUCGGGAUAAAAACUGAUUCUGCACUGGGAGCAUUAAACAAAGGUUGUUCCAAUCAUGUAACCAGUCGUUAACCUUUGUCUUUUGCUCAAAAAUCAUUUGCCAUAUGAAAUAAUGUCCAAAAGAAUAUUUUAUCAUUGCAAAAACUAUUGCUUAAUAUUUGUUAUGUAGCAUUAUAAAGUAGGGCACUAUUAUGUUUAUACAAAUUAUGCACGUCCUAAGUUGACACUACAUGAAGGUCAUUCUUGUACAUAGUCCUUAACGUUUUUCCCAUCCCAAUGCUCGGAUCUUAGAUGUUUGCUGCAUGACACGGCAUUGUAGAUUACUUCAAACUGUGUUCUUAUCAUGUAUCGUUGGUGAAAAUUCGCCAUUUGAUUCUUCGUACACUUUAAUUUCAAUAUUAUCAAAAUAUCACUUUUAACUAAUUAACUGUUGUAUACCCAUAAAAUAUAUACAAUCGAAUAAGUGAUCCCUAUCAAAUUUAGAGUAGUACAUACAAAUUUUAUACUCACAAUGGUAAGAUUUAGUAUUUAUAUAAUUUACAUUUGUAGUAAUAAUUUGUCAAAUGAAUUUUACAUAUUAAAACAGUUUAAAACUUAAUUUGAAAUAAUGUAUCAAUGAUAUAAAUACAAGAAGAUAAACGUAAAAUAUUUUGACAAUAUACUCAAGCUUUUAAGAUAAAUACUAAUCUCUAGAUAAUUUCAAGGCUUAUUCUCUUGUUUUCUUUGUUUGUUUUGAGUGUCUGUGUAUGUUGUUAUUCUUUUACGCACGGCUAUCUCAAACGAAAUUUUUGUUACAGUAUCUCAUUGUAUAUAAUUAUGUAUAAUAUUUGUGAAUGAAAGGAAAAAAAAACUUUCUAAGCAUUAUAUAGCUGACCUAUACGAAGUAAGUUAAACUCAUGACCCUAAAGUCACGACCCUGUGGUCACUUCAUUGUGCAUAAAGUCAUUUAAGAAAAACUUGGAUUUUUUUCUC
Molecule: messenger RNA, 2372 nt
Organism: Ruditapes philippinarum (Manila clam)
Lineage: Eukaryota; Metazoa; Mollusca; Bivalvia; Venerida; Veneridae
Exons: 4
Coding region: 97-582 (161 amino acids)
Source: RefSeq, a predicted model, not a curated record